Molecule: messenger RNA, 717 nt
Organism: Cuscuta campestris
Lineage: Eukaryota; Viridiplantae; Streptophyta; Magnoliopsida; Solanales; Convolvulaceae
Source: the annotation of a GenBank genome assembly
CACACUCAUGCUAUCAGAUUUUGCAGCCAUAAAUCGUGUUGUUGGAGAAGCUUGACCAAACAGAGAAGAGCACAAACUUGCUCUGAGAAAAAUCAACCAAAAUGUGCGAGUUAUGCAGCUUUUAGCUUCAAAGCUAAAUCGAGUUGAAAUAUACUCCUUUAUUGCCGGAAGGUAGAAAUGCUGAUGCCAGCCAGAAAAAAAACUGAAAAGCUUCUGAGUUCUGCCUAAGUAGCUCGUGAGGGUCCAGCCUUAAGAAGCUAAAGAAAGGACAGCUAAGUUGAUUGAGAGAUGGAAUGCCCUAAAUGCCGCAGCAGGAGAAGAUAAAGAUGAUGAUGACGAUAAGUGGACAUAACUGGAGUCGUGAUGCCCAGUCGCAUUUUCAUUUCCAAACUAUUUUGGGGCAUUCCAAGACAUUUGGCUGGCAUUGUGCUCCUACACCCUGCAGAUUCUUGUGUUGUGUGGCUUUGUACCCACAACAACAAACUUCCAAGGGGAUUUUGUUCAUGCCCCUUCUACCAGGUGGGGAUGGGUGGCCGUCAACAACGCUAGUGGUGGUGGUCAGUGGCGGCGGUUGCUUGCCCAUAGUGGAGGUGAUGUUUGUUGGUGACAACAGGUGGCCGUCGACAAGGUAGUGGCGGUUGCCAACGACAACGACAGUUUGGCGACACCGAUAGUUGUUGAUGGCAAUGAUGGUGGUCAACUGUUACUAGUGGCAGU